Messenger RNA from Talaromyces proteolyticus, 876 nucleotides. RefSeq lists its product as uncharacterized. The record is from RefSeq and is a predicted model, not a curated record. The transcript is spliced from 2 exons. NCBI's taxonomy places the organism in Eukaryota, Fungi, Ascomycota, Eurotiomycetes, Eurotiales, Trichocomaceae. Bases 51 to 629 code for a protein of 192 amino acids.
CAGAUUCGGAAUUUUAGUGGGCAAACACGAGCUCUUUUAAUGUUGGGCCAAUGCGCGACGUCGAUUAUAAGCGUGGAAAGUCGUGUAAUUCGCCUCGCCUUUCCGGUUCAUUUGAGAGAGAGAGAGAUUUGUAUAAAUUUCCUUCAUUUCUCAUUCAAUUCGUCCCCCAAGUUGAUUUCAGUAAUACUCUUAUAAGUACAACCAAUAUGAGGAUUCUGUUUGCCCCCGCUAUGCUCUUGGCCACUGGAGCAAUGGCCUCGGAGCCUCUAUCCCUUGAGAAAAGGGGCCAGGAGUAUUGUGCAAUUGUCAAUGCACCUGAUGGUGUGCACUGUCGGAGGGCACCAAGUUUGAGUGCUAGUAUAUCUUAUACUUUCCAGCAAGGCGCAACUGAUCUUUACACGUGCUAUGACGAAGGUGAUUGCUAUGACGGCAACUGGUAUGUACUUGUUUCCAGAGUUCGGCUCCUAAAAUGCCGUUUUUCCCCCAGUCGAUACGAAUCCUCCUCUAACAUUAGUAGUACCUGGGAUUAUGCAUCAGACUUUCACUGUUUUGUUAACGGUUACUUCACUGAUAAUAAGUGCACCAAGGCCUCCCUUGGCCCCUGUUCUGCAUGUGGAUCUAACUGUUGAUGAUUCGGCAUGGUCAAUAGAUGCCUGAUAUAUGCCUUGGAGGCUUCUCACGUGGCCUCAAUUAUAUUAACACCGCUCUCCCGCUGGUUUUCUUUAUAUCCCCAUUAUCCCCCUACAAGUUCCCUACAAUCUGUGCGUAUACAGAUUGUAUAUCUAAUCACUCCUUUAUUCCUGUAUAAAAUCCUCCUAUACUCAAGUAUAUAUACCAUUGUAUAUGGUCACAUGACUUCGGAACUGCGUACCCCUA